Molecule: messenger RNA, 450 nt
Organism: Zeugodacus cucurbitae (melon fly)
Lineage: Eukaryota; Metazoa; Arthropoda; Insecta; Diptera; Tephritidae
Gene: mRpL34
Product: 39S ribosomal protein L34, mitochondrial
Exons: 2
Coding region: 139-387 (82 amino acids)
Biological process (GO): translation
Cellular component (GO): ribosome; mitochondrial large ribosomal subunit
Molecular function (GO): structural constituent of ribosome
Source: RefSeq, a predicted model, not a curated record
UUUAUAACUAGUUGGCAGCAUCGCCUCGCACUGAACAUACCACCUGUAUAACAGCUGAUUUUUUACUUAUAAGAAUCGAAUAUCACCUGCAUACAUAAUUCUUAUUUUGAUUUGCUAUUAGCUAAAUUCAGCUUAGAAAUGUCCUUCUUAAAUGCGUUAAGCCGAUCGUUGCUUGGUGCUGUCAAUGUUGCGCAAGUCAUAAUAAAUCGGGAGGCACAUGUUUUCAAUCGCACAAUAUUGAAGACUAAGCUUCGUUGCCACUUCCCCAAGCCACGCGAAGUGAAACGCAUAAACGUACAUGGUUGGGACACGCGUAUGUCUACACCAGAGGGACGUCGUGUGUUAAUGCGCCGCAUACUUAAAGGCCGACAUGUACUGUCGCAUUAAUAAACAGCAGUUCAAUGAAAGUGUAUGAUUUUAAGUGAAUAUAAUACAAUGUUAAAAGAUAAA